Messenger RNA from Pocillopora meandrina, 9038 nucleotides. The record is from the annotation of a GenBank genome assembly. Lineage: Eukaryota; Metazoa; Cnidaria; Anthozoa; Scleractinia; Pocilloporidae.
GUUCGUAACUCGGCUACUCACCAUUAUGCAACCUCCGAAACAAGUUCUUUGAAUGAGUGUUUAAUUGCAGACAUAUUUUAGAAGCAAAAAUGACUUUGUUUUCCAAAACUGUAAGCUUCAAUGAUAUGGUUCCUAUUUUACCGGCAUUGGAUCUACCUGUUACACUCAAAAUGUUAUUCUCCCACAAGAACUUUGUGCACGCUCUUGCCGGCGCAGUGGUGAGUACAUCAUACACAUGGCUAACUUGUGACAGCAUAUGUGUUUUCGUCCGCACUGAAUGUAGACACACUUUUUGUGAUUGUAUGAUAGGGCCCAUUCGGUUUAAAAAUGCUUGAAUAUUCUAAGGAUGCGAAGAAUGAUGCGAAUCACAGGUUAUUUCGGUUACUUCCCAGAUCAGGUGAUGUCUGAGGACAAAUAUCCGCGUAUAUUUUCGCACGCAAUAAAGGAAAUUUUAAUGUCGACCCUUUCAUAGUUUUUUAUUACCUUUAAGACGUGAACCAUCGAGCAAGAAUCCAUCAACAUUGUGCUACAGAGGUUCUCAAAAGGCAAUUGGCAGCUUCAACCCCCCCUUAAGUAACUCACUGGGGAGGGGGGGGUUGGUGGUGGCUGGAAUUUGAACAACCCAAUCUUCAAAGUCUGGGGAGGGGGAUUUUGAGGCUUUGAAUUGAUUGAUAUGUUACUUCAUAGUGGUGACAAUUCUACAGAUUUGCACUUGUAUAGUGGGGAAAUUUUGUCCAUAUCCCCUUUCCCCAGCUUAGUGAUCAGCUGGAAAUGUCCUAGCUAUGGUCAAACUACCAUACCUGAGUGGAAAGCUAGAACAGAUUCUCUGAAAACAAAAAUCUCGUAUUAAUUACUUUUUGGUAACAAACAGCAUAACGACUGAUUGCUCUGACUAUUCCUUAAAAGAAACCUAACACUACAUACAAGGAGUGAAAAAAGCUACUUAGACAACCAACCUGUUGCAAGUGAUCUUUCUCCAGGGACUGGUAUUCUUUUUUUACUCUAGCAGACAUAUGUGAAUGUGGUAAAAAAUAAUUAUUCAGGGUUAAUGGUACAAAGCCUAACCUACCACUAUACAAUGAUGAACUGAAUAGUAUUUUAUUUAAACAGGGAAGUGUGACAGCUAUGACAGUGUUCUUUCCAUUAGAUACUGCAAGAACCAGACUUCAAGGUUGGUUAUUCUUUUGUGGCUCUGGAAUUAGGGGUGGGUUACUCAAAUGUAAAGGGAGGGAAAAUAGUAUGUUAUAAAAACUCUUAGAGGAUAUAAGGUUGAUACAAUUUCAGCUCUUACAUAAGUGGGUGUAACUGUUUACUUAAAACUGAAACUUACUGAAAUACCUUGAACCUUUAAUAAGUGCUGCAGACAUAAACUUAAAAUUCAUUGAAAAGUGAGUGGAAAGGUGUGUAUACAUGGUAGUAGUUUAGAGCAGGGAAGGUACUUGAUAUUUCACAAACUGUGCAGAUAUGAUUGUUUUGCAGCAAUUUGAUGACGUAGGUUUGAAAACAAAAAACCAAAAAAACUGGGUAUGAAUAAACAAAGUUGAUCUCUAGGUUUCAUUUUUAUAACAGAUAGUAAUCUUUUUGCUCACUCAACAUGCCAUAAUAUGGAAAAGGCAUGUUUUGAAUGUGUAAAUCUAAUACUUCAAUACUAUGAUUACACACUGCUGUGGCAAAUGUGACCACCUGUCAACAGAGGGAGAGGGAAGGAAGAACUUACCACUUAAAGGGAGUGGACACUUUCAAAACUUGUAGGCAGAUAGAGAGGUGGCACUUAUUUGAAGAAUGUUUGUGCUUAUUUUUGCAGCCAUUUUUUUUCUUUGGGGAUGGGGAGAGGGUUGAUCUAAGCUUUGUCUUUGAAAUUUUUGCCUGUCAUGACUGUGUAUCAAGUUUUCAUUGUCACACAACAAUAUUUUUGUAGUUGAUGAUAAAAGAAAAGCUAAAAACACAGGACAUAUUUUGAUGGACAUAAUUCAAGAGGAAGGAGUGUAUGUAUGAUAUUCAAUUUAUGGUCUUUUGUCAAUAAUAUUUUCAGUAGAAACCAAAAUCUGUAGACUAUCACUGUAAUUAUGGUGAUUACAAUUACAGCCACUUACAUCUAAUGACUACAAAGAUUAUGAAAGUCUAUUUGUAGACUCUGCUCUCUAGUAUGUCAAUUAUAUCUUGCUUGCAAAGUUAUUUCCUGAAAGGUUUUGGUAGUGACGUAGUAAGACACUUUUAGGCUCUUCCUUUACAUAGAGUAUUAUCAGCAUAUGAAUGCACAUUCAUUGCCUGAACAAUCUAAAUUAAACUUACAGAUAUGUGAUAUGUGGUUUACACUGGCAAUCAUUUAAUUUUUAAUGAAAAUGGAAUUUCAGUUUUUAAUUAUUAGUGAAAAUCACAUUUUAAAGAAUAUGGCAAAGAUACUGAAUGUUAAAAGCUAAGUUUUCCAUUUGUUUCACAAUGAAGUCACGUGUGAUGUAGAUCGUGACAUUUCGAGUGCAUACUGCUAGUCUUCUUCAGGUGAUGAGGUUGACUGGUCAUGCAUGAUCUUAUAAAGCAUGAUGCUCUGCUGUGAUUAGUUGUUUUUCAACAGCUCUGAUUAGUGCAUUUCGAUCCUUGCUGUUUCACUCAGUGAUUUGCUCCCUUGGUGGUCCGUUGCCACACAGCUCUCCUGUUGUUGUGUUUUUUUAUCACGGGCAUCCACGCUUCUGGAAUUUCUAUUUCACUCUCCCUGUUGAUGUUGUCAGGGUGAAGUCUUAUAUGAAUUGCCUCUUUGACCCUGCGCAUGUAGUAAUAAGGGUCAUGAUCAAUAAACUUUACUUUGUUCCAGAGUGGCUUGUGUCUGAUAUUGUGGGCAUGCUCUGAAACAGUGAAGGUCUUGGUAUGGGCGAGUCAGAUGUCUCAAUCAUGCUCUCUGUAAUUCUGUCUUGCAUGGGUCUUCCAGACUCUCCGAUGAACACCUCGCCGCAUUCACAGGGAAUCCUGUAAACUACGCCAUCUUGUUCAGGCAGGUUGACAGCAUCUUUUGGUUGUACUAGCUGAGAUCUUAGCGUAGUCUCCAACUUGAAAACAGCAUGUACACCUUGUUGAUGUGACCUUAUCGCCUUAAGAAGACUAGCAAUAUGCAGUCGAAAAGUCGCAAUCAACAGCACAUGUGACUACAUCGUAAGACAAAUGGGAAACUUAGCUUUUAUUGUUAUUCACCAUGAUGAAUAACCACAGCCUUUUUUAAGAAAAUACUAAACGUUGUUUGUCUGGAUGUGUUACAGAUACUCUUUGUACCGUGGUCUCCUUCCAGUCCUGUCAAGCCUUUAUUGCUCCAAUUUUCUCUAUUUUUAUACCUUCAACGGUCUUAAGGCAGUAUUUGUAGGGAGAGGAGAAGUUUCUACAUCACUGCAAGAUCUGUUAUUUGGAUAUUUAGCAGGUAAUGCCAUUUCAGCGUUCUUUUUUCCAUUGAAAGGUGUAUUCAGAGUACUAUCAUGGUUGGCACAGGUCACAGCAGAAAAAUCUUUCAUAGUCAGAAAAAAGUCAGAGAGUUAAUUUGUUUUUAGUCCAGGAGAAUUGAGAAGUGAAUUGAGGCUUUUCUUAGAGAUUGAGUUUGAUUAAAGUCCUUCUGAGUUACAGAAUGCCAUGGGGAUCACAUCCAGAUCACAUGAGAUCAGCAUUCAACCACUUGAUGCACCAAAUAGUAUUAAAAAAUGUAUGUGCAUAGCUUCAUCGCUAAUGUGCAGAAGGGUAGGUGGGUCAGACAUGUGUUCCAUGGUAUUCUGUAACUUGGUAGAAGUUCAAUGUAGUGGUAGGUCUUGAAUCAUUUCUUAAUUCUGACUCAUUACAAUGGGAGGGAAUUCCAGGAGAUCUCAAAGAGAGAUAUGCUGUGUUUAAAUAAAAGCUUGACAAGGAGCAUUCCUUUCUUUCAGCAAACUCUGUUGUGUGAGAAAAAAAAAGUGCAGAAAAAAAUUGAUGAAAAUGCACCAUGCAGAACUCUGGCAGUGAGGUGCACAAAAAGUAGUUUAGUGCAACCCACAAACAUUCUUUUCACUUUUGUUCAUUUUACUUUCAAGAUGGACUGUGGAAAAAAGGAGGGACUGCUUGUAGAUAACAGCCAACUGAAAACUAUGUUAACUCAACCACAAUGUAUUUGUCUUAAUUAGCUUACAAUUAGCCCCCCCCCCUUUUUUAUCGUAAACUGUGUGAAGUGCACUAUGAGUCACAAGAUCCUUUUGAAGGUCAGGGUUUUUGGUAAACUUGGAAUGAACUGAUUCCAAACACCAGUCAGUUGUACCCCACACCCCACCUUGAUUUUAAGUCUCAUCCUGCAUGCCACCAAAUGUAACAAUCUUAUGAAUAAAACUUGGAUGUGGAUUGUUUCAACUGACAAAGUUGACACACUUUUUUACGUAAACUGAACUAAGUUUGAUCUGGAUAAAUUUUUGAGCAUAAUCAUGAUCUGGCUUUUGGUGUGCAGUCUUCCUCCAGAUGCGUCCUUUAUUUGCUCUAUGGCUCAGUCAGUCUUUGGUAAUUUACACAACACAUUUCUUUAAGGUUUUUUUUGCAGAGUUUCACUGCCUCUCUUGUUAUUUGGUGAUAAAUGUGAACCAAAGCAUAUUCUUGAUGUACAGGCUGCUACCAUAUUAAUAUUUACUGCUUCCUUUUUCAGGAAUUGUAAAUGUUCUCAUGACAACACCCCUAUGGGUUGUAAAUACCCGCUUAAAAUUACAAGGAGCAAAAUUUAGGACUAAGGAAAUUGAAUGUUCAAAAACAGCAAAAUACAAAGGAAUCAUUGGUAAGUACAUUGUUCAUAGUCUAUGCAAAGUAGUUUACCAGAGGUGACUGCAUCACAAAAUUACCUGGGUUGAGCAAGCAAACAAAUAGCAAAACUUUGCUUUGAAAGCAAGACUUUUUUUUUUACCUCGUUUUGAGUAUCAUGACAUUCUUUACGGGCUAAGUUAGUGAGGUAUAAAAAACAUCAUAGCUUGGACUGAAAAAGUUGUGUGGCUAUUCUUUCAAUGCAAAACCAAUACAGAUGUGGGUACAACUUAAUUUAUUAUAACUGCUUUGCCCAACUUGUUUAGAUGUAGAGGGUAGACUUGUAGUGCAUUUUUAAUGAACUGUUACACCUUUAUUAACAAUAAAUUGAAAAAUGUAUUGAGUGAGGGGAAAUUAAAAUGGUAGAAAAAUUCCAUUGGGUUGUACUGAGCUACAUGUUCAAAUGAAAACUGAUUUCUAUUGACUCAGAGCUAUUAGCACAAGAGCUGAUGGCAAACCAGUAGAUUUAAAAUUUGGACACAGACAUUGUGGUUGAGUGUCUCAGUGAUUCUCGCUGUUCUUGUUGUUAAAAUGAAAAUCUUUGUUUGUUUUGAUCUUUGUAAGACCAAGUGCCAAAGAACUUAUCUUUUAAUUUCACUUCUUUAAUAUUGGUUUUUUCAUGACUUUUUUAAUUAACAUUUUCUGAAUAUGGUUCUGCGUCCUUGGUAUUGCCAUGGCCUUUUACGGACUGAUAUGCACAUAAAUGAUGCUUUGAUAUGAUGGUUUACAGAUGGAUUGAAAAGGAUUUGCAAAGAAGAAGGAGUGAUGUCCCUUUGGAGCGGUACAGGGCCAUCCCUUGUUUUAGCUGGUAAUCCAGCUAUUCAAUUUAUGGUGUAUGAGGGUAUAAAGAAGUUUUUGAUGACUGAAGAUAACAAGGUCAGUGCACAUACAACAUCAUCUUUGCAUUUUUCCAUUUCUUUUUUUUUUUUUUUUUUACAAUUAUGUAUAUCAUAUGUUUUUUUUUAUUGGGGGUUAUGGAUAAAAGAUAGAGACAUAGUUUACAGUCCUGUUAGUAAGAAAGGAAACAAGGUGAGAGAACAAGGUGGAAUGUUAAGUGAGAGAUGGAUCUUUCUAGUACUUGGCAGAUAACAAAAAAAUUUCCCUUCAGUCUCCAUCAGCUACAGUGACAUUUUAUUAUAAUGUACACUUUCUGUCCCUUGCUGAUGUGGAGCCUGAAAUGCUAAUUAUUUUACCGACAAGCGACGACAAUUGAAAAGGGAAUCCAUCUUUACAAGCAAUUACUAUAUAUUGUAUAUUUUGUUCCGUUGUUUCAUUACGCAGUGACCAUGUUGUUUUGAAACUGACUCUGUAAUUGAGUUCGCCAGGGUUGUCAAAACGUCAGUCCUGCGAGAACGUCAGCAGAGACGUUUUUCAGACUCGGACGGCAACCAGAAGAAGAAUAAGACUAAUUGUAGCGCUUUAAUGCCAAGGUAUCUACCGUAAGGUCGUUUUUUUAGCACCUCAAACCAAAUUGUGCUGAGCAUAAAGUUGUAGUGAGCACUAGGAAUGAGAACAUUUGACUUCCAGCUGCCAUCCGUGUCUUUAAAAACGAUUUUGCCUGAGCAGUCCUUUUUACUGUUAUCGAGACGAUCAGACUACACGAUCACUAAAUCGUCUUCAGUUUAAUUUUUUGUUAUUGUACACAGUCUAUUGCAUCUUUGGUAAAGUAUUAGGCUAUCAACUAUAGUCUUUUUUAUUUUUGGAGGUUGAAUUACUACCAUGUGAUAUUGAUCGUGUGGCUCUGCUCCUGAACAGUGUUAGGCAAGCCAUUUAUUACAUUCACACCUUGAAUCUGACGAAAAUCCUAUGACCUGUAAGACCAUUGUAAAUUAAGCGGGGUGGGUGUGACAGAUUCAUGUAAACACAGUGAAAAUUUUAAAGCAUUUUACUGAACUUCGAUGGAUAAUGUACAUGCUCAGAAAAAAAUCAUCAGAACCGUAAUGACAUAGUUGGGAAGAUGUGUGAGGUGAAACAACAGAUUUGUAAACAAAAAUUGCUUUUUCCGCGAUAAGUAAACAUCACUUAAACUUUUUGUCUCUAGUUAGUAAAGAUCUGCUGUGCGGUUGUUCUAAGACUCAUGUUUUACUUUCAGACUCUUAAAAAGAGACAAUAUUUUGCUGUAGGCGCAAUUGCUAAAGCUGUGGCUACUAUCCUUACCUAUCCACUCCAAGUGGCUCAGUGCAAGCAGCGAGUAAGUGUUACAAUGUAUGUAGUGUGGUGUCUGUGAGCAGUUUCAAGGGGAGCUGCUCAGGUAGCCCACACACGAUGAACAGAAGCAAAGCAGGGUCCAUCGGCUUGCGUCGUUGUGGAAGCCGGGAGACCAGUAGCAAUAUUCUGUGAACUUCGUAGUGGGCCUUGCCUACCAUUAAGUCUCUAUGGCUGAAGGGAGAGUAUCGGGGCACGGAAUCCGAAGGUCUGAAGUUCGGUUCCUCGUGUGGACUAAGAAUUUUUUGUUUGUCCCACGCUCAUGACAUGACGAAAAACAUCGUUCUCUAUUUCUUUACUAAGCUUAAAACUUACCAUCUUUCUUAAUCUAUAUACAAAAUAUGACGCUAUCGACAUUGCUGAUCCUAGCAGUAUACAGGACGCGUGUCAUAUGAGAACUUCUUAAUAAGCUUUGCCCACCAUAUAGAGUCUCUGUUUCUGAGAGGUCCGAGGUUCGAUUCCUCAUAGGAGCUCAGAAUUUUUUCUUUGUCCCACGCACGUGACAAGACAGAAAACAUCUUUCCCCAAUAUUAUACGCACUAUUCCUUGAAAAAUUACGGGACAGGCUUAAUAUUUUGUGUGCCAUUUUUCUUGUUAUUAUGUAUGCUAUCUGAAGAUACUUUUAUUUUUAGUCUGGAAUCAAGACGCCAAGUGGAAAGGCAGACAUCCUGUCUCUUUUGGCAAGACUUGUGAGGUAUGACACUUUGUUUUGACUUCAUUUGUUCCAGUUGUGGUGGGUUUUACACAGCAGUGCUUGUUUGUGAUUACAACGUUGAGUAACAACUAGUUGUGAAGUGUGACUUUGUUUGUUUUGCAGGGAGCAAGGCUUUAAAGGACUUUAUAAAGGACUAGAGGCUAAGUUGCUCCAAACUGUUGCAACUGCAGCUUUGAUGUUUGUUGCUUAUGAAAAAAUAGCUGCGUUUAUUUUUAGUUUACUUCGCAGGACCUCAAGAUGAACAAUGAGAACAUGAAUUUGAAACAAUGGUCACUGGCUCCAUAGUGAGUUGAGUGAGGCCUUCUCCACACGAUACUUUUUAAAAUCGGUUCCUUUUUUCUCGUUUGGAUUCUUCCGCUCACAUUCACAUGGCGUUUUCGGGCAUCUUAAACGAAGGAUUUUAAAUCCGGUUCCCGAAGAGGAACUUUUUGGACGAACAAAAGCGGAGGAUUUCGGAUAAGAUGGUGUCAUCAUUGAUCUAGUCUACUUUAACCUGAUUCACGUUUCCGAAGUGAAAUCAAUAUGGCGGGUAGACAACGUAUGUCAUUAUUACUAUAGCUAAAUUCAAGUUCAGUAGCUUGAUCUCCAAUUCGUCAUCUGUCCAAAUGUUUUGUUUUGAAAACGGAGGAAAAAUUCCGUUUUCCAAUAUAUCCAGAUACGUCUUUAAGGGGCCUGAAUGUCGUCAAGCUGAGACUGAUUUGCGCCAAAUAUUAUCCACAGACUGUACGGUGGCUAUGGGCUGGGUCCUGAUGUUUUCAUCCGGCUUAUAAAGUUUGCCUCAAAGAGAGGGCUUACACUUAAUAAGCUUCUUUUGCCAGCAUCGUUUUUCAUUUUUUUCAAGCUGGGAUUCAGUUUUUUAGCCCGGCUUGGUUUAAGUCCUUGUCUGUAGAUUAAACGUCGUAAAUUCCUAGUUCUGGGGUCUUUUAUUAAGUCUUUUUCAAAGGGGCUGGCUGGGUGUAAACAACAUGGAGCCCAAAUCGAAGGGAAAGCAUUUUCUUUUUAACGGUAUUGCUGAAAACACUCGAGUGAAGGAUAAUAAUAUUAAAGCCACUUCCGGGGCUAUGGAAAGUGCUUGAAGCGAUUGGUUCGAUCGCGAAUGAAAUGCUCAACUCUGCACGUCUCUUGAGGGAAAUGAACAAGAGCGAUUGCUCAUACAAAAAUAUUUUUUUCUAAAAGAUUAUGUCGAAAAUCAACGUUAUUUGCUAGCGAGAGUGUGGAUAUUUGUGAAGUGUAUCGUGCUCAGUGUGAAUGUGCUGGAAGGAAAAAUUAAUGCAGAGAAUCUGGUGUUGUAAAACGUGACCAUAAGAGUCGAUUCGACUGCGGGAAAGUUGUU